Lotus japonicus is the source of this 651-nucleotide messenger RNA. RefSeq lists its product as uncharacterized. The coding region runs from base 1 to 651 and encodes 216 amino acids. The transcript is spliced from 3 exons. Lineage: Eukaryota; Viridiplantae; Streptophyta; Magnoliopsida; Fabales; Fabaceae. The record is from RefSeq and is a predicted model, not a curated record.
AUGGUGAAGCCUACACGUGUGGAGCCUGCUGCUACAGUCAUCAGGAUGAAGACUUCUGCCAGAGUGACUCGCUUUGCCGUGCGUACAAAUGUUGAGGAUGAUGGUAACUGUGACUAUAGAUCCAUUGCUGCAUUAUUGGGGCAUUCCGCCGGUCAGGACGGUUGGCCUUGGGUUAGAGCUUCAUUGAUAGAAGAACUUGAGACCAAUGUGUUAAUGUAUAAUAAGAUGUGGGGCACAAAUGUUGUUUAUGGCUUACAUGAUCGACUCACUCUUCCUCUUGGUGACCCGGCCACCCGUGACAAAUGGUUUCAACUGCCAGAGAAGGGAUACCUUGUUGCCACAAAGUACCAAUUGGUCCUCAUAUCCUUAUCCUCUAUGGGUAGUAACACAUACUUUCCACUGAUAGGAGCCGGUCCACGAGAUGCGCAUACUGUUAUAGCUAUUGGACAUGUGACAAAUCACUGGCUCGAAUUAACUCCUGGACAUCCUAUGCCGACUAUUGCUCCCCAGUGGGAUUGGCAUGCUGAUCUUGCCUCCAAAUACUGGCGCAACCCAUAUGGUCCACGUUUGGACAUGUACGCUGCACAAUUCCAAGCUUGGCUUGGUGCUUUUAAUGGUCAUGCGGAAUAUGUGGACAUCACCACAGAUUGA